GGAUUGAAUUAUACCAUUACAAUUCCAUCAACAAACAUCUCCUAUAUUCUCUCCACUACUUCACCCCUUCCUUACAAACUGCAACUGCUACCUUCCAGAGAGAGAGAGAGGGAGCAGUCAUCGGUCAUCACACGUUCCUGCAAACUCGUUCCUAUCUCCACAUCCCCAUACCCUUUUUAUUCAUUUCCCCUUUUGAGUCGAUUGGAUAUAUAGAAAGAGGCAAUCAAAAGGUUUAAUCUUUUUAAUUUUACUACUUUUUUGAAGAUAAAAGAAUAGGCAGCCAAUGUCAAGAUCAAUAGUGGUAAUAGGAUUGUGGUGGUGCUUGGUGGUAUUGGUGUUGAGGGCUGAGGGGCUUGGUGUGAACUGGGGCACGAUGGCAAACCACAAGCUGCCACCGAAAACGGUGGUGCAGCUGCUCAAAGACAACGGGAUCACCAAGGUUAAGCUCUUCGACGCCGAUCAGUCCACCAUGAGCGCCCUCGCCGGCUCCGGCAUCGAAGUCAUGAUCGCUAUCCCUAAUGCCGAACUCUCCGCCAUGAACAACUACAAUCGAGCUAAGGAGUGGGUCCGCCGCAACGUCACCCGCUACAAUUUCCAAGGCGGUGUUACCAUCAAAUAUGUUGCAGUUGGGAAUGAGCCUUUCCUUACAUCCUACAACAACUCCUUUCUCAACACCACAUUCCCAGCUCUUGCAAACAUUCAGAAUGCCCUCAAUGAAGCUGGCGUAGGAGACUCCAUUAAAGCCACCGUGCCUCUGAAUGCUGACGUUUACGGCUCCCCAGAGAGCAACCCUGUCCCGUCUGCUGGGAGGUUUCGCCCGGAUAUCCUGCCUCAGAUGACUCAGAUUGUCCAGUUCUUAGGCAAGAACAAGGCGCCCUUCACGAUAAACAUCUAUCCUUUCUUGAGUCUCUACGCCAACGAACACUUCCCUGUUGAUUACGCCUUCUUUGAUGGGGUGAGCAAUCCCAUUGCUGAUAAUGGCAUCCAGUACACCAAUGUGUUUGAUGCCAAUUUCGACACGUUGGUUUCAUCCCUGAGAGCAGUGGGACUUGGCGACAUGGAGAUCAUCGUCGGGGAGGUGGGUUGGCCAACGGAUGGAGACAGGAAUGCCAACAUAAACUACGCUUUGAGGUUCUACAGAGGCCUCCUACCACGCCUUGCAGGCAACAAAGGAACCCCUCUUCGCCCUGGUUACAUUGAGGUUUACUUGUUCGGCCUUCUUGAUGAGGACAUCAAGAGUGUGGCUCCGGGUAACUUUGAGCGCCAUUGGGGAAUCUUCAAGUACGAUGGACAGCCCAAGUUCCCAAUGGACUUAUCCGGACAACUACAAGACAAGUAUCUCAUUGGUGCGCAAGAUGUAAACUAUCUCCCUAAGAGAUGGUGCAUGCUUAAACCGGAUGCCAAGGAUUUCACCAAACUCGGAGAAAACAUCAACUUUGCUUGUACCUUUGCCGACUGCACCCCUCUUGGUUAUGGUUCUUCCUGCAACACCGUAGACGCCAACGGAAACGCAUCAUAUGCUUUCAAUAUGUACUUCCAGGCCCAGGGUCAGAAAGAUACCGCAUGCGGUUUCCAGGGGCUCGCCAUGGUGACUGAUCAGAACAUAUCUCAAGGAAACUGCAAUUUCAUGAUUCAGAUAGCUACUACGUCAUCUUCCACGCGAUUCGCACAGUUUUUCGGAGCCACCUUAUUUUUGCUCUUCUUCUCGCUCUUGUAGAUAGAGAUACUCAUCAUUCAUAAUUUUGUUUGAGUUAUUGAUAUUAAUUCAUAUUGUUUGGGCAAUUUUUCCCUAUCAUUCAAAAUGAGACCCAAAUUGAAUCUAUUGUAACUAUACAGCGUUCUCUUCUUUGAUAGAAUCAAUGACAAAUUGAUUAUUAUCGAAUGAAAUACCAAA
Molecule: messenger RNA, 1894 nt
Organism: Salvia splendens (bonfire salvia)
Lineage: Eukaryota; Viridiplantae; Streptophyta; Magnoliopsida; Lamiales; Lamiaceae
Product: glucan endo-1,3-beta-glucosidase 8
Exons: 2
Coding region: 284-1717 (477 amino acids)
Biological process (GO): carbohydrate metabolic process
Molecular function (GO): hydrolase activity, hydrolyzing O-glycosyl compounds
Source: RefSeq, a predicted model, not a curated record